Gadus morhua (Atlantic cod) is the source of this 1098-nucleotide messenger RNA. RefSeq lists its product as uncharacterized. NCBI's taxonomy places the organism in Eukaryota, Metazoa, Chordata, Actinopteri, Gadiformes, Gadidae. The transcript has 2 exons. The record is from RefSeq and is a predicted model, not a curated record. The coding region runs from base 2 to 982 and encodes 326 amino acids.
UAUGUGUGACUUCUGUGAGAAAUGGAAACUAAAAAUUAAUAGCGAUAAAACUAAAGUUACAGUUUUUGGUUUUAGGAGAGCGGAUACUAGUACACUACAGUUUGUGUGCAACGGUCAAAGUCUAGAGACUGUACAUUGUUUCAGAUAUCUUGGUGUCAUCAUGAAUUAUAAUGGCUCAUUUAAAAUUGCUAUUGAGGAACUGCAUAAGCAAGCAUUGCGUGCAAUGUUUGCUUUACUCAACAAAUGCAGAAAGCUUCAGCUUUCUGUAGAUGUCACUCUGGACCUUUUUGACAAGUUGGUUACUCCACUCUGUGUUACAGUUAAAAAAAGAAUAAUUGGAUAUUGGGGGAGACUGUUAGAAAGUAAAGAAAGUAAACUUAGUAAAAUCAUGUACAAUCAGCUACACAGCUUGCAUAGCAGUGGUGCAUAUGCUUCACCCUGGGUAUCACAGGUGAAACAGAUACUGGAUGACUGCGGGUUGUCAUAUAUCUGGAUAACACAAAAGUACAACAACAUCAACUGGCUGAAAAAAAUUGUUGAGCAGAAGUUAAAAGAUCAAUUCAUCCAGAGGUGGCAGAGCGAGCUUACAAGCAUGACUUCCUGUGACACGUACAUAGAAUUUAAACAAGAGUUUAAAUUAGAAAAAUACCUGAUGUAUGAAAACCAAAACUCCAGACAGGCUAUCUGCAAUUUUAGAACGAAUAACACCAGAAUACCUAAAGUCACUGGAAGAUACAAAGGGCUGGAAAGAAGCGAAAGAAUGUGCAACAUCUGCGAUUCCCAUUGUGUUGGCGACGAAUAUCAUGUGCUUUUUGAGUGUAAAAAUGUAAACGUAAUGUAUUAUAGAAAAAAAUACCUGCCAAAAUAUUAUGUCUAUUCUCCAUCUAAGAUCAAACUGAUUUUGCUUUUGAGGUCAAAUAACUCAGGGGUUAUUGCUAAAACAGGUGCCUUUCUGAGAAAUGUCCUGCCAUUGUUUAAGUAAUGUUUUGGGUUUUUCCCUUGCCGUGCACCAUUGUUUUGGUAUGUAAUGAUUUAAGUUGAAUUUUGUGCUCCAUGCCAUGUGCUAUGGCCGUGAGCCGUAAUAAAUAAAUGAAUAAA